AUGAUAUUCCCGUCGCCGGGAGAUGACGGUGCUCGGGCGCUUGUGGCUGGGGAAAAAACUCACGGAGGUCGGUCGUCGUUUGCAGGAUGCAGCCUCAAACCUUCCUCAUACCACCCACCGCGAGCGGCUAGUGACCGGAAAGAUGGCGAUCCACGCCCGGUCGGAAUGAACCAGAGGAAACUCUGGUCGAAGUCCAAAUUGCCUCUGACGUGCAAAUCUAUCGUCGGAAUCGUUGUUUUCCUCAGGAUAGCUGGCGUUCGAUCUUCGCAAUUCCAUCCGGUAAAGCGAACGAUUGGAGGCCCCGGGGCCGUUCACGCCCUCGACCUCCUCUCAAACUCGGAACCGGUGGAACGGUUCGACUCUCCUGAAUACCGAGCAGUCCUACUUUGCUAUCGUCAUCGUCGCAGCGACGGCAGAAACGAAUGCGAGUGUCAAUAUUUCUUUUCUGCUUUUUUCCUUGCUUUUUUCUUUUUCCCUCCUCAAUUAAUUUUUCUUUCUUUCUCUUUUACGUUUUUCUUUAAUUUUUUUCUCUCUUUUUCUUUCAUUCUUUCACGAUCUUUUUAUUUCUUUUCUUUCCUUCCUUCCUUCCUUCCUACCUUCCUUCCUCUUUUUCUUUUUAUUUAUUUCUCGUUUCCUUUCUUCUUUCUAUUCAUUCUCUUUUUCCUUCUUUCUCCUUUUUCUUUCUUAUUUUCUUUAUUUCAUUCAUUUUUCUCUCAAUUUUUCUCUUAG
Messenger RNA from Acanthosepion pharaonis, 729 nucleotides. The record is from the annotation of a GenBank genome assembly. Lineage: Eukaryota; Metazoa; Mollusca; Cephalopoda; Sepiida; Sepiidae.